Molecule: messenger RNA, 906 nt
Organism: Pistacia vera
Lineage: Eukaryota; Viridiplantae; Streptophyta; Magnoliopsida; Sapindales; Anacardiaceae
Product: chromatin modification-related protein MEAF6
Exons: 7
Coding region: 248-727 (159 amino acids)
Cellular component (GO): histone acetyltransferase complex
Source: RefSeq, a predicted model, not a curated record
CUGUUUCCCAUCUAACACUUUCCCCAAACACGCCCUAAAUCUAAUGACCCGACUCUCAUCUCGUCCGUGCCUAACCCAUACCCAGUGCUCCCAUAGUUAACAACCGAUUUUUAUUUAUUUUAAUCAUUAUUUUUUGAGUUUUUAAAUUCCAACGUUCCAAUCCGCUUUCUCGGAAAUUCAAAUUCCGCGCGUCUAUGGAUUCCAACGGGAAGUUGUGAGUUUACUGAUUUUGUAUGUUAAAGAGAAAAUGUUUUUAGGGCAAAGAGGGAAUUCGAAUCCCGCGUCCGUACUUGCUGCUCUCAUGAGUAAGAGAGAGAGGUUCCAAGAAGAGCUCCGGAAUAUUGAAAAGCAGGUGUAUGAUUUGGAGACAAGAUACUUACAAGAUUCAGGCCAAUAUGGGACUGCAUUGAAAGGUUUUGAAGGGUUUCUUUCUUCUUCAAAGAACACAACAAACUUGAAGAGGUCCAGGAAAUUGCAGCCUGAAGAUAGAAUCUUCUCGUUGUCUUCAGUUACCUCACCAGCGGCUGAAGAACUUGGAGUUGGACGUGAUGAUGGAAGAUCUGAUUAUGGCCCUGGUAGGUCUAAGGCGGGAAGCUUACCUUCAAAUGGACAGGGUAAACCAAAGAAGGGAAGAGCAGCUUCAGCAGUAAGAGAUGGAAAGAGAAACAGGGCAUUAAGUGAAGCAGAUUUUGAUGAUGAAGAUGAUCCUGAUAUGAGCCUGAGAUAAUUUCAUUUUGAGGACAUUGUAAUGUGUUAAAGUUUAGAAUGGUUGAAUUGCAUAGGAUUUAGAAAGAGCCUUGAAAUUGCAUUCUUAAUUUAUUAUCCCCUCCUCCUGUAUCUAACCACUGUAUGAAUUAUGUUUUACAUUUUGCUGUAAUAUUAUGUUAUCAUAUUAUUUUUAAAAUA